UAUAAAUUAUAAACAUGUCUAAUGAAUUAGAGAAAUAUUAUUGUUUCAAGAGAGAAAACAAAUUCAUUGUAAAAAGUGGAUCUAAAAAACGUAUGUGGAGAUCUUUAAAACAAAUCUUAACAGCCGAUCGAGCAUUACCAUGGCCAAAUGAAGCAGUUUUAUAUUAUUCAAUAAAUGCUCCGCCAACAUUCAAACCUAUUAAAAAAUAUUCAGACAUAUCAGGAUUACCAGCACCAUAUAUGGAUAGACACUCAAAACUUUAUUUUUCUAAUGCUGAAGAGUUUGCAACAGUCAGGAACCUUCCAAUGGACAUAACAGCAGGAUAUUUACAACUCAGAGGAGCAAACACUAUCGUGGGAUAAGGUGCAUGAUUCUAUAUGCAGUUAAUACCUAUUUGUUAAAGAAGCAUAUUGAUUACCAUAAUUAAAUAAAGGAAGUAAUAGCUUUAAUAGUGUAAUUUAUAUAAUUAACUAAUAUGUCAUAAGUUAGGUAGUUAGGUAGCUAUCAUAUAAUCACUAUAUCACUUUAUACCACAUUAUAUCACUUGGAUCCCACUAGCAAUAUUAUUAAAAUAAGCUUACUGUUCUAAACAACAUUCAGUUUGUCCAUAUACAGAAUAAACACCUCCAUGUCAUCACUAUAUUUUCUUUUGUUAGGUUUUAAUAAUAAAAUUUUUGGGAAAUGUGAAUAAUGAAUAAAAUAAAAUACUUUGGCAUUGGCAUGACAAUUAAGAAAUCUGGUUACAUGGUACUAAUUAAAAGUAAAAUUUCAAUUGUAUUUAAAAAAAUAAUUGACUAUUUAGACACCGAAAAUCAGAUGAACAUCAUUGAUAUGUAGUUACAUAGCAUGGGCUCAAAAUUGCUAUUGAAACAUUGAAGUGUUUUUAUGUGCUCUCUUAUAAUAAACGUGACACACAAACUUUGUAGCUAAACUGAAGUAAUAUUAGAACUUAUACAUCACAAAGGAAAUAUUCAACUUUUAGUAAUGUAGAAUUGCUGUGAUAAUCUACUUUCAAUGUUUUAUUAACUAAUUUAAAUUUACAGUCAAGUGUGCAGGUAAGAAAAUAAGACUUUUAUUAGACAGCCCAUAGACAUCUACAAUGUAAAUGCCGCAACCCACCUGUCACAGAAUCAUAAACCAGAAAUAGGCAAGGUGGUGGUACCUACCAGUGAGGACUCAAGAGGUCCUACCACCAGUACUAAAUAUAAAUAAAAUAAAUAUUGUUAUUAAUGGUGAGACUUGAUACAAUGUUUAUACAGAUAUUUUUAUUUAUGAGAAGCUCAUUAUAGUUCAAACUGGGACCGCAUGGAAAAAAACUUGGGAGUUGUAUAGGACAAUAUUGAUUAAGUUAACUGGUACAUAAUAAAUAUAGUUACGUUUUGAAGAAUAAACAGAAUUAGAUGC
Bombyx mandarina (wild silkworm) is the source of this 1404-nucleotide messenger RNA. RefSeq names its product INO80 complex subunit C. Gene Ontology annotation, biological process: chromatin remodeling. Gene Ontology annotation, cellular component: Ino80 complex. The record is from RefSeq and is a predicted model, not a curated record. Lineage: Eukaryota; Metazoa; Arthropoda; Insecta; Lepidoptera; Bombycidae.